Molecule: messenger RNA, 366 nt
Organism: Pestalotiopsis fici W106-1
Lineage: Eukaryota; Fungi; Ascomycota; Sordariomycetes; Amphisphaeriales; Sporocadaceae
Exons: 2
Coding region: 1-366 (121 amino acids)
Source: RefSeq, a predicted model, not a curated record
AUGAUUAAGGAUGAAAAGGUGCAGCAAAGCCUGAUUGAUUCAGUCAAGGAGCUUCUGGUCACAGCGCGCAAGCACAGUGUCCCCAUCAUCGACUGUCUCAUCGAUACUAGCAUCGAUCCUCCACCUACGAGCAAGAUUUGCGCCAAGUCCCUGAUUCUUGGUGUCAUCGCGACUAGUGGCGCCGUAAUUAGCACCGCAAUGCAGGCCAUUGAUGAGGGCUUUGUUGUCACGGUCGUAAGGGAUGCCAUCUGGGAUCCCGAUGAGCAGGUCAACCGGAUUCUCCUGUAUGUUCUGCUUCCUGGCUCAGGAUAUGUAGUAUCCACUGCAGACGCUGUUGGGUUCAUGCAAAACACGUACAAGUUCUAA